UCUUCUCUUCAGUUUGCGGUGAGUUGUUGUAGCUAGAAAGCAAAGCGGGUUAGUCGAAAUUUGUUUGUUUUUCACUAUUCAUUAACUCUGAACAGAACCAUAUUCAUUAGAGAAUACUAAUGGUUCGAUGAUAACAUAAUCUAGAACAAGAUAAUUAGGAAAAACCUUUGGAAGUUCCGAAAUAAGCAGCCGAGACAAUUAUAAACAGACGGGCAAAGUUCAGAGAGCCACAUGGGAACUUUGUCACUGAACGACUACGAGGAUGUGCGCAUCUGGGCUCCUUGGGGUCACAUUGCGGGUCGCUGGUACGGCAAUCGAUCGGAGCGUCCAAUUCUGGCCAUUCACGGCUGGCUGGACAACCUGGGCACCUUUGAUACACUGAUACCUUUGCUGCCCGACUACCUAGGCGUGCUCUGCAUCGAUCUGCCUGGCCAUGGAUGCUCCUCGCGGCUGCCACCGGGCAUGCACUACAGCACAAUGGAGUAUGUCCUUAUCAUAGCUCGAGUCAUGAAAGAGUACAAGUGGCCAAAGGUUUCGUUGAUGGGUCACUCCCUUGGCGGUGUCUUAAGCUACAUUUACACCGCACUCGCACCACACAGAGUGGAUCUGGUUAUCGCAUUGGACAUUCUUGUGCCGCCCUUCGAGACGCCUUACGCAUUAUCGUAUAUUGGUUAUUCGUUGGAUAAGCAUCUUGUGGAGGAUGAGCGUGCAGAAGAGGACUCUAUACAUGAGCCACCUUCCUACACGCUGGCCCAGCUGCGUACUGUCCUCAGCAAGGGCAGCAAAAAUUCGGUUGCGCCAGAGUUAGCUCAGCACUUGCUCUAUCGCAGCGUGGCCAAGUCGCAGCUAUAUCCAGAGAGAUUCUACUUUUCAAGAGAUGGCCGCACCAAAUUCUAUAGUAUUUUACCGGUCAAUGCGCCCCUAGCCGCCGAAAUGGCUAAGCGCAUCAAAAAUAAACCCUAUCUGAUCAUAAAAGGAUCAAAAUCCAAUUAUAUAAACUCGAAGGCAAACGAGGCUAUUUCCAUUUUAAGGAAACAGAACCCGCACUUCGAGUACCACGAGGUGCCAGGCACUCAUCAUGUGCAUCUGGUUAGUCCCGACCUGUGUGCUGAGUACAUAGUUCCCUUCUUGAGACACCAUCGCCCGCCCGCAGUGUCAAGCUGGUCACUGAAUGGCGAGGAGAAGAAGUUGAGCAUGAAAGAGCAACGCAGGUCGCAGAAGAACUUCCUUGCGCGACAGUUGAAGCGUCUUAGCAAGCUUUAAGUAUUGUAAACAAUUUAUAAUAAUCCUGUACAGUAUAUAUUGAGUAAACGAAUGCUCAACGAUAAUUUUCGGAAGGGUUUUUUUUGAGUGUAUGCUCGCACCGGAAGCUAGGGCUGCAGCGACGCAGUCAGAUUAGGAGGCAUUAUUCGAUUAAGGUACGCAAAGAAUAAGACUGUAAAAAAAGCAGCGAACUAUGAAAAUGAACUCUCAUUGU
Messenger RNA from Drosophila hydei, 1477 nucleotides. Its product is annotated as serine hydrolase-like protein. NCBI's taxonomy places the organism in Eukaryota, Metazoa, Arthropoda, Insecta, Diptera, Drosophilidae. The transcript has 2 exons. The record is from RefSeq and is a predicted model, not a curated record. The coding region runs from base 232 to 1263 and encodes 343 amino acids.